Suillus fuscotomentosus is the source of this 675-nucleotide messenger RNA. RefSeq lists its product as uncharacterized. The record is from RefSeq and is a predicted model, not a curated record. Lineage: Eukaryota; Fungi; Basidiomycota; Agaricomycetes; Boletales; Suillaceae. Gene Ontology annotation, molecular function: DNA replication origin binding; chromatin binding; DNA-directed DNA polymerase activity. The coding region runs from base 1 to 675 and encodes 224 amino acids. Gene Ontology annotation, cellular component: alpha DNA polymerase:primase complex. Gene Ontology annotation, biological process: leading strand elongation; mitotic DNA replication initiation; lagging strand elongation. The transcript has 5 exons.
AUGUUGUUCAACUUGAUAAUCCUACACCUCCAAAUAACUCUGUGCUCUGUGUACCUUUCGACCGCCUCCCUGCGAAAGUUGAAGCCUAGGCGCGAGCAGAUGGAAAGGCAUAAUCUCAACAAUGAAGAACAAGCAGAUACUCUUCAACAGCUUGCUCGAAUUACGCUGCACAAUGCAGACCCCAACAUUAUUGUUGACUUUCUCGGUGUCUCCCUUGAUGUCCUCAGCGGAGUAAAGGACCUCAAGGUGGAGUACUUGUCACGCCUCGAGUGGCUCAGACAGCUCACAAACCUUACUGGCAAUGCAUGGAACAAGACACUGAAUGGUGGUCGGGCUGAGCGGAACAAGUACAUUCUUCUGCAUGAGUUCCACCACCUGAAGUGCAUCUAUCCUGAUAAGACAUACCACAAGAAAGCGCUGGGCGGGGUCGGGAACAAAGGCAAAUGGGACAACUUCAAGGGUGGUCUCAUGUUUGAGCCGAAGCGUAGUCUUUGGGACAAGUGUAUCGUCAUACACAUCAACUCACUGUAUCUGAAUAUCAUCCAGGAGUAUAAAAUUGACUUCACUACCCUCGAGCGCUUGCAGGAUGACGACAAUGUCAAGGUACCAGACCCACCGCUACCUGAGGUACCUCAGGGUGUCCUUCCACGUCUUAUUGCAACACUGGUCAACUGA